This is a messenger RNA of Lethenteron reissneri (Far Eastern brook lamprey), 10049 nucleotides long. RefSeq lists its product as uncharacterized. Lineage: Eukaryota; Metazoa; Chordata; Hyperoartia; Petromyzontiformes; Petromyzontidae. The record is from RefSeq and is a predicted model, not a curated record. Gene Ontology annotation, biological process: regulation of transcription by RNA polymerase II. Gene Ontology annotation, molecular function: RNA polymerase II cis-regulatory region sequence-specific DNA binding; DNA-binding transcription factor activity.
CGGUCGUGGCCACUGCUCCACGCACCGUGUCACAGUCGGCGUUAAACAUAAAAAAAUGUUUAAAUAAAAUAAAAACCCAUUUCGAGCCAAGUUGCUUUAAUUCAGAGCAUCCGAGGUCUCGCUUUGUGGAUGUUCCGUGUUUUUUUGUUAAAGUAAACACCCGCAUGUUUUUUUACGUUCAUUUUGCGUUAGCAUCGCAGCCGCGUUUAUCUGUCUCUUUGAAAAAAAAAUUGCUUUAAUUUCUGCGUCUUUUGUUUGUUUAUAUAUGAACAUACUUCGUGCAUAUGUAACGCUGGUUCCCGGCUGCGAAGAACGUUGAUUAACAUCGGACGUGUGACACCUGGAACGCCAUCUUCAUAAUGGCGUGCGCGGUGGCCACCCCGGUGCUGGAGCAAAGCGGGGACUUCCCGGCGUGGCUGGAGGCGCAGGGCGUGAACGCGGAGGUGGCCCGGGCCAUGGACUCGGAGCUGGGCAUCCGGGACUACGGGGUCCUGAGCGCCUGCGUCAGGGACGGCCUCGUGCGGGCCGAGCUGCUGGCCACGGCGCGCGACCGUCUGCCCUUCGGCUUCUACGCCGUGCUGCGGCAGGUGGUGAAGGCCUUGCAGGGCGCUGAGCAACACGACGUUGGGACGCCGCGCUGGGACGACGGCGCCACCUCCUCUCCUGGCGACGUGACGCUGGGAGGCCUGGUGGACGUGCUGCUCGCGCUGUUCAGCGGCUUGAGCCGGGAACUGCUGCUGUCUGUGCGGAGGCUUGGAGGCAUUGACGACACUGGGAUUUACUCUGGUGACCCAACUCUACCCGUCACUGAGGACUGGUCCUGAGGCUACGAUGAAAGCUGAAGAGGAACAUCUCUCAGAAUGCGAUGCUCGUCCCACGGAGUCCAGCUUCAUCCCUGCCCAGAUGAAUCAUAGCAUUAAAGUGGAAUCAUUUGACGUAGAUAACAGGACCCCGGAGGAGGAAUUUGGAAUGGAUGUUCAAGCCGUUUUCCCACUGCAGCAUGCCGAGCAAGCGAACCUCAUGAAUGAAGCCGAGGCUGGCCUGUCCUCAUCACUGCUGCAGCACGAGGCAUCUAUCGAAGCGAAGAGAAAGAAAGCAGCUGUUGUUUCCGUUAUGGAGCACACAACCCUGCCCCUGUCGGAAGACGCAUCAGUCCAUCAAAGUGCUGCGAGUUGGAGCGACGGGCAGCAGAACAUCACACACAGCUUGGAGAAUGCGGAGAUGCCACAUCGAUGUGAGCAGUGCGGACUUGGCUUCUCGCAGAGCAGCACUCUCAAGCGCCACCAGCGCAUGCACGCGGGGGGUAACCCGCAUGGUUACUACGCGUACAGCUACGCGGUGCGAGGCUACGGAGGCAUCGGGCACCGCUCGAAGAUGCACGCGGGCGAAUCCGUAUUGCAGCAGUCCCCGCACCUGCAGAAGUUUCACGCGCUCGUUCACGCAAGGCAGAAGCCCUACCAGUGCGGGAUGUGCAGCAGAUCCUACUGGAGCGCCGCUCAGCUGAAGGAUCACGAGCGCUUGCACACGGGCGAGAAGCUGCACCAGUGUGAGCUGUGUGGCCAGGCCUUCUUGCGGGCCGAUCACCUCAAGAACCACCGGCGCGUGCACACGGGCGAGAAGCCGUUCCAGUGCAACAUGUGCGACCAGGCCUUUUCACGCGCACCCAACUUGAAGCGUCACCAGCUGGUGCACACGGGCGAGAAGCCGUACAGGUGUGAGGUGUGCGGCAAGGCGUUCUCGCACGCGGCGACGCUGACACGGCACAACCGCAUACACACGGGCGAGAGGCCGUACCAGUGCAGCAUGUGCGACAAAGCCUUUGCGCAAGACAACUCCCUGAAGAAGCACUGGAAAACCCACAUGAGGGAAGAGGCACCCAAAUCAAGGGGCUUCCUCAAGCAGAGGAGAGAAAACAUCUGCACCGAAGUGUUGGCCGCCAAGCCGGCGUUCAUGGCGUGCGCGGUGGACACCCCGGUGCUGGAGCCGAGCGGGAACUUCCCGGCGUGGCUGGAGGCGCAGGGCGUGAAUGCGGAGGUGGCCCGGGCCAUGGACUCGGAGCUGGGCAUCCGGGACUACGGGGUCCUGCGCGCCUGCGUCGGGGACAGCCUCGUGCGGGCCGAGCUGCUGUCCACGGCACGCGACCGCCUACCCUUCGGCUUCUAUGCCGUGCUGCGGCAGGUGGUGAAGGCCCUGCAGGGCGCUGAGCCCCACAACGCUGAGACGCCGCGAUGGGACGACGCUGCUUCCUCCCCUGGCGACGUGACGCUGGGAGGCCUGGUGGAGGUGCUGCUUGCGCUGUUCAGCGGCCUGAGCCGGGAGCUGCUGCUGUCCGUGCAGAGGCUGGAUGCUUCUAGAGCGUGCGCUGGGGACUCCACUUUAGCCACUCUUGAAAACAACGUGAUACUUGACAUCGAUGAUAAUGCAGUGAACGCAGAAAAAGUUGGGAAGGACGUUGGAAGCAGUGGAGACGACAGCCCCAAGGAAACAUUGCAUGCAAUAAAGACAGAGGCUCUGGAAGAUAUUAACGACGUGGAGAGGCAUUCAGACUUCAUCGUGAAAGAUGUGGUCUCACUCAAAGGCAUGGCAUUGGACCAUGCGAACGCUUCCAAAGUUGGCACAUUUUCACAGAAGCAGCAGCACAUGGGAGGUAAAACGCAAGGCAACUCCGAAACUGAAGAGGCAUCUCCGCGUGUUGCGUACCCACCAAUGCCAGCAACGAUGCUGCACAUUUCCGAGGAGCAGGUGAUAAUGAUCGGUAUCGAAGGUCUAUCGAACAAGGAACACGAUUACAUUCUUGAUGACCACAAUCUUGAAGAACAGCAGCUUUGUAGAAAAGGGUUUCUAAUUUCGAGCUUCCCAAAAGUGAACAAACCCGUAGUGGAUAAGCCCUACCAGUGCCCCGUGUGCAAAAGGAGCUUUGCGAAGCUUUCCUACUUAAAGUGCCACCAGCGUAUACACACGGGAGAGAAGCCCUUCCGCUGUAAGAUGUGCAGCCAGUCGUUCGUGCAAGCCUCCAACUUAAAGACUCACGUUCGCACACACACAGGGGAGAGGCCGCGAAGCGCUCCUGCGUGCAACUUCAACGAUCAUCAACUUAACAUUUGGCGUCUCGUUACGCGUUUAUUUUUUUAUUCUUUCUCUAAAUGUGCGUAUUUGCGACGUUUAAUCGCGCUUAAAGAACCGACAGAUUCUCGCCCUACCUACGUAAAGAUGGCGUGCGCAGUGGCCACCCCGGUGCUGGAGCCGAGCGGGGACUUCCCGGCGUGGCUGGAGGCGCAGGGCGUGAACGAGGAGGUGGCCCGGGCCAUGGACUCGGAGCUGGGCAUCCGGGACUACGGGGUCCUGCGUGCCUGUGUCAGGGACGGCCUCGUGCGGGCCGAGCUACUGGCCACGGCGCGCGACCGCCUGCCCUUCGGCUUCUACGCCGUGCUGCGGCAGGUGGUGAAGGUCCUGCAGGGCGCUGAGCCCCACGACGCUGGGACGGCGCGCUGGGACGACGCCGCAACCUCCUCCAACCCUGGCGACGUGACACUGGGAGGCCUGGUGGACGUGCUGCUCGCACUGUUCAGCGGCUUGAGCCGGGAGCUGCUGCUGUCUGUGCGGAGGUUGGGAGCCAUGGACAACCAAGGAACAUGUACUGGGGUUUCCACUUCAGCCACAAGAGUGGUCACACCUGAGGACAACACGAUGCAUGAAAUGGAUGAAUACACAAUGAAUGUCUCCUCAGAUGAGCUUGGAGAGACCCCAGACUCGGACAGAGAGGACGCCAACCCCAACCAGACAUUACAUGUGAUCAAAGCAGAGGCGUGUGGAGGUACUUAUAAUUACAACAAAGGGAAGAACAGGGCCCAAGAAACGGGCGGCUUGAACUGCAGUCAAGUUGAGUGCACACUGAAAAGUGAGACCUGUGGAGAUGAAGGUGGAGAGAAACUGGCUUCAGAAGUGGACGACCCUGAUCUCAACCAGACAUUAAUCGCGAUAAAAACGGAGGCCCAUGGAGGAAAAAGCAACAUCGUCCAAGAUGUAAACGUUCUUCAAGAGGUGGGACUGGACCUCACGGACUCUAUCAAGGCUGGUGCACAUCCCUGGACACGGCAACCGCAGCAGCAGCGGCAGACGGGCAGCGAAACGCACGGAAGUGACGCUGACGCCGCAGAGUUACCCCUCAGCGUCGUCUACACGCCCGCUCCGCUCGUCAGCGGACAAACUCUCCAACAGGAGGCGCCGGGCCUAAACGUGUCUCCGUUGAACGAUGAGCCGUGCCCUCCUCUCCAUGACGUCGACCUCCUAGAGUUUCACGUUGGCCAGCAGUGGACCGUGCAGUCUGGCUCGGGCGCUGGCGAGAGGCCAUACCAGUGCACGGUGUGCAGGAAGAGCUUCUCGCAGAACUGCCACCUCAAGGACCACCAGCGCACGCACACGGGCGAGAAGCCGUACCGCUGCAAGAUGUGCGGCCAGUCGUUCACGCAGAAGUCGCACCUCAAGGCGCACCAGAGCACGCAUACGGGCGAGAAGCCAUACCAGUGCAAGCUGUGCCACCAGUCUUUCUCGCGCAACGGCAACCUCAAGGUGCACGUGCGCACACACACGGGCGAGAAGCCCUAUCGCUGCGGCGUGUGUGGCCAGGAGUUCUCGUACCUCUACCGAUUCAAGCACCACCAGCACAAGCACGCGGGCGAGAAUCUGUACCGCUGUGUCGUGUGCCCGCAGACCUUCGCGGACUUCAACGCCCUGAUGAGCCACCAGAACGCACACCUGGGGGAAAGGGAUAAACGAUCACUGAUAAGGGCGUUGACAGCCAGCGACGGCUUCCCCCGCCAGCUGCGUUCCCGUGACAGAAUCGGAAUCUUUCGUCCCGGAGGAGGAAAUCCGAGGCGCUGCGAAGCUCUUUGGUGCUUUAUCUGCAUCCGUCACCUCCAACCCUCUGAUCCCAGCCCUGCAACAACCGUGACCUCAACACAGACUCCACGCCUAUCUUCUUGCACGAUACCCAUAAAGAGGAGAUUCUACAUCAGAAUGGCGUGCGCGAUGGCAACCCCAGUGCUUGAGCCUAGCGGAGACUUCCCGGCGUGGCUGGAGGCGCAGGGCGUGAACGAGGAGGUGGCCCGGGCCAUGGAUUCGGAGUUGGGCAUCCGGGACUACGGGGUCCUGCGCGCCUGCAUCGGGGAUGGCCUCGUGCGGGCCGAGCUGCUUUCUACGGCGCGCGACCGCCUGCCCUUCGGCUUCUACGCCGUGCUGCGGCAGGUGGUGAAGGCCCUGCAGGGUGCCGAGCCCCACGACGCUGGGACGCCGCGCUGGGACGCUGCGCCAUCUCAGGGCGAUGUGACGCUGGGAGGCCUGGUGGACGUGCUGCUCACACUUUUCAGCGGCUUGAGCCGAGAGCUACUGGUUUGCGCACAGAGGCUGGGAGACUUUGAUGGUGCUGGGGCCAGUGCCGGACGCUCCAUUUCGGACAGCAAGGAAAUAAUUUUUGAGGAAAAAGCAAUGGAUGAUGCGGAUGAUCAAGAUGUCGAUGGUAAAAAAAAUGAUGGGCACACCCGGGCCUCAUCAGAGGUAGGAGACUGCAGCCCAAACCCGUCGCUGCACAUGAUCAAAACCGAGGCAAGCUGCGCUGACGGUGAUCAUCAGAGUCCCACGUCGUACCAGAGAGACUCCAGCCCCAGCCAGACGCCACCCAGGAUAGAAAGAGACGCGUGCGGAGGUAAUUCGGGCUUUGUCAUCCAACAAGUGACCUCGCUUCAGGAGAUGGGACUGGACCUAACGAAUGCAACCAAUGUUGACUCCUAUCCCUGGCUUCAACAGCAGCAGCAGCAGCAACAGCAGCAGCAACAACAGCAGCAGCUGCCGGUCGACAAAAUACAAAUUGACACUGGCUGCACGGUCCCGCCCAUGUGUGCCGCGUACCUGCCCAAGCCGCUCACUGAAGACCACAUUGACAGGCAGGACGAGGCACCGUCCAGGAGCGACACUCUGCCUCCUGCCGCCGCCGCCGCCGCGUACCACGUGCCGAACUUUAAGCUGGUGCGGCGGCGGCGCAUGCUGCCGGUUCCCGUGCCGGCGAUUGCGGGCGGUGAAGACAACAAGCCGUUCCGGUGCAGCGUGUGCGCCCAGCGCUUCUCGCAGCGCGGCAACCUCAAGACGCACCUGCGCACGCACACGGGCGAGCGGCCGUACCGCUGCGCGACGUGCGGACAGGCGUUCUCGCAGAGCGCCCACCUUAAGUCGCACCAGCGCACGCACACGGGCGAGAAGCCCUUCCGCUGCAAGGUGUGCGGCCAGAGCUUCUCGCACAGCGGCAACCUGAAGGCGCACCAGCGCACGCACACGGGCGAGAAGCCGUACCGCUGCAGCAUGUGCGGGCAGAAGUUUUCAUACUACUGCAGUCUCAAGCGUCACCAAUACAUGCACACGGGCGAGAAGCCCUUCCAGUGCUCGGAGUGCAAUCGUGCAUUCCUCGACCUGAGCAGCCUCAAAAGCCACCUCAACGUCCACCGACGCUACAAGCUCUCGUAGGGGCGGUGGCGGUGAUGCUGGGAUAAUUGCCACCGAGUCGAGGGUUGGAUAUGACACCAUGUGCGAAGCUCAAACCGUUAUCUUGGCUCAAGUAAUAACCUUGAACAGAAAGCCUUGACUGAAACAUGUAUAGCGAGUGUUUGUGGUAACCGUAAUGCUAAUCCUUCACGAAUCCCCAGUCUCAAAUCUAUCUGGCUUGACCACCUGAAUGUGAAAUUGUAGUUGUUGCUCUGCGAAAGAAGAAGUCAAAACCAAAUCCCUAGCCUCUUUCAUAAUAAAACCUAGUCCUAAUGCAAUACAAUGCGAGCCCUAGCUUAGCAAAGACCUUGCCAUAACCAACUCUUUCCGUAGCCCAGAAUUAAUCCAAGGAAUCCUUUAAUGCUACCCCUAACCCUGACAAAAUAUUCUAUCUCAAGAUUUAAACUCUAGCCACCUCUCUCCGAGCCACAGGCCACACUGUAAUGUUUCCAAUCAUGAAUUAAGGCCAGGGUUGACAAACAAGGCAUUGCUGUGAAUACGGCGCCCGACAGGUGACAGAUGAGCUUCACUUUUUGAAAACGCAUGCCGUUACGGUGUCUUCGAUGGACACCUGGUCUCGGUUUCAAAUGACACUUGCGUUUCCCAAUGAGCUCUUACUUGGUGAAACAAAUCGGUUACUGACCAAUGGCAACGAGUGACCACCGAAUGCCACCUCGGCUACAGGAACCGAUGGAUGGAUGACGGAUCGAAGGGAUUCAUGUGUUUUUACGGGAAGACCAGGCAACACACAGCCGUUAUGAUAGAUAAUUGAUGCACCGCAACAAGAGUGACAGGCUCAGCACCAGUGAUGAUUUGUAUCUGGGGCCAAUAAGCCCAUCCUUAUUAACAACAGUUAACCCCCUGAUGUGUCCUUCACUCAUAGGCACUCGCGUUCAAGUUCAAGAGGUCAUCAUGGACAAUGCCAUUUAUGCCAUGCCACACCUCGCUGUCAUUGCUUUCACUUCGGCCGGAUCCUGCAUUCCGGCAGAUGGACUUAAUGUUGAGGGUGUCGAUAUGUGUGCCACCCCCAUAUCAGAGGUCGCAACCGGGUACCCGAUACCCUACCCGAUACCCGGCUACCCGUACCCGGCCGGGUACGGGUACCCGUUUGCGACCCUGGUGCGGUCGGGUACGGGUAGGCCGUGAGUCACUGGUGAGUAACUGUCACUCAUUUCCCAACGUCUUGUCUCUUCUCACAAUUCAAGUUCCUAGAAUCAACCCACCCGCGCCUGCAACAUGGCUUCAUCCGUACCCUACCCGGGUACGGGUACGGCCGGGUACGGGUACCCAUUUGCGACCCUUGGUGCUGCGGGGUACGGGUAAGGAAUCAAAACCCGUUUUCUCCCUCUACUUUCUCCUCCUGGUAUUGGUUCCCAUUCAUGUGGGACUGCCUUCCUCAGCCACUCCAUUUAUUCCCGUCCUGGGCGAUCCCCAUGCCCACUCCACGGUACUUUAUAUCCUGGUUUGCCACUUCGUACACCGCAAUCCCUUUCUAGGUGAGCGUGUGUGGACAAUGUUUGAGGAACAUUGGGGAGCCGCAGUUGAACAUUUGAGUGCAGUGGUUGUGAUGCAGAAGAUGCGUUUCUGUAACCCAGUAACGCGGAGAAAGGCUUCGUGGAUCGUGGACAGAUGGUACUGUGAUGUGCCUCAUAAAAUCACUUGCAUGGGCGUGCAGGAUAGCAGCACACGUGACUCUUGAAUAUCGCGGGGCGGGGUGGAUACGUUCUUGGAAAGUGCCACUAAAGUCAAAACCGCAAAAUUCAAUAUUUAAUCCUUACAUAAAUAAUGAGGUUAGGUACACGGCAACCAAAUAAUAGACAGUGUCUCAAUUAAAAUAAGUACUCUACUAUAUGCCUAAUACACUAAAAGCCAAGUAGUUGAAAUAAUAAUGUUAAAACCCGAUUCAAAAGCAUUCGCAGACAAUAAAGCGUAUAAAUACUGUUCUUACCGAUGAUGAUGAUGAUCCAAAGUGGGUGUAUAUGUGCGUGUGUUUGUCAUCUCAGUCGACCCAUGGCACCUGGGUCUGCCCCGUGACCUCCUGCCAGUGGGCGUUCGACACUUCACAUGGCCUCAACGUCGUGCACAUCGCCUGGCACAAGCACCGUGGUGACUUCGCCACCAAUUAGUGGCGACUGGCGGUUGAUUGUCCGUGAGUGGGGAGGAAUAGUGCUACGAUUAAUUCGCUGCGCUAUGAACCCAGCAACCCAAUUUAGAUUCCUGCUCACGCCCAACACCAAUGACGAUUAUCUAAAUCGGUCCUGGGCCUCCCCUGGGUCAGCUUAUCUACUCGGUACCUGGUGUGGUGCGUAAACAUCGCUACUGGGGAGACAAACAUGACUGGGUGUGGUGCUGGCUACCUACCCCCACGUGUGCCGUGCCAGCCUUCAUAGGUGCUCGCUAACAGCACUUGCCCCAACAGUCUGUUAAUACUCUGGUUCUGUCUGUGAAGUCACGUAGGUUCCCGAAAGAACCAAAGAGUAUGGAUUCCUGCAGUCACGAAAGCUUCAAAUCAAGUCUGUUAAUAGGUUAUACGGGGGGCGUCUUUGUCCGCGAGAUGCUUGCACGACCAAAGGUUUAGGUGCGACUGACUGCCUCGCGUCUCUCACCCGCCCCGCACUGCGGUAUCAGCCAUACAACACCAAAAACUAACCACCUCGAUAGCUAAAUUGCAACAGAAAAAGGUUGCCUGCAAUAGGUAGAAACCGCGAACGAUCACCCCCGUGAUAUUCAAGGGUCUCCUGUACUGUGAGCAGGUGUCUUUGCUGGCUGCCUGUACACAUGUGCACUGUGCAGCCUUUAAUGGGUAAAAUAUAAUUUCCAAUCUUAGGCAAUAUCUUUGUGUUCUCUCUCUCUACUCUAUUUACUUUUAUCUAAUAAUUCACAGCCCUUUAACAACCCAUGACUGGAUGGAGGCCUUCCCACGCUGUGUCAAUUUUGAUUAAUGCUUUCACUCCACUGCCAACAGUCCCUGAAACUUUUGUUCAGCUAUCUUCAUGUAUGGAGAUUUUCUGAUGGUCGUUGAGCCAUUGACCCAAAAGUUGCUUAUCGGCAGGUACCACAUAGGGUGUCAAAUGCUAACAAUAAUUUUUUCAUUACUUUUAUCUCUCGAUCACAAAUAUGUAUAAUAGUAAGGUCACCAUAUAACUUUUAAUAAAACAGUUUGAAAAAGGGUAGAAUAUGAUAAGACAUUUUUUGGAUAUAAAAAAUAACUCAUGUUGAGCUGAAGUGUGAGUACUUACACCUCUUCCAAGACAUCUGGCCAGCGUGGAAGAGUAGACUGAAUAUGGUCAUAUAGAGAUCCCUCUAUGCAAGGACCCUCCUUCCACCAGUGAGGUGCGCAAGCAAUUUCAGGCCUGCACCUUCACCUUGAUAUGAAACAUCGACAGAAUAUGAAACUAAAUAUAAAGUGUCUAUAAGACUGACAAUCUUAAUUCGAAGCUUUCGUGACUGCAGGAAUCCAUACUCUUUGGUUCUUUCGGUAAAGUCACGUGGGGUAGAAAAUAAAAUAAAUCACGACG